Molecule: messenger RNA, 1254 nt
Organism: Colletotrichum karsti
Lineage: Eukaryota; Fungi; Ascomycota; Sordariomycetes; Glomerellales; Glomerellaceae
Exons: 1
Coding region: 1-1254 (417 amino acids)
Biological process (GO): carbohydrate derivative metabolic process
Molecular function (GO): carbohydrate derivative binding
Source: RefSeq, a predicted model, not a curated record
AUGGGGGACCACCGUCACAUGGAGCACCGCCCGGUGCAGACCAGCGCCGUCUACGUCCUCGGCGCACCUCAUUGCGACUCAAUGCCACCGCCUUCGCCGCCAUCACCACCCGUAUCACCACCAGAAGACGAUUUUCUCGAAGAAUUAGAAGAACUCAGCCUUGGUUCCCCCGAUGACAUCCCCGAGACCGAUGAGAGCUGCGUAAUGGUGCAAGACCGCUUGCAUGCCGCAACACAUGUGCUCAAGACAGAAGCAGCAGCACUGCGCUCCGUGGCAGCACUUUAUGAGACGGAUCCCGUUGCCCGCGAUGGCUUCAAUCGCACAGUCUCGGCAAUCACACGGCACAAGGGCGAGAAAGGCAAGCUCAUUAUUACGGGCGUGGGCAAGUCCGGACACAUCGCCAACAAGCUUGUCGCAACCUUCAACAGCCUUUCUAUUACCUCCGUGUUUCUGAACCCCAUUGAUGCGCUGCACGGAGAUCUGGGUAUCAUUCAAAAACACGACAUUCUCAUGUUCAUCACCUUCUCCGGCAAAACUUCAGAACUUUUCAGUUUGCUACCCCACCUCGACAAACCUUCUUCGCUGAUCAUUCUCACGGGCCACACGCGGCCGGAUACGUGCGAACUGAUCAAGCUGCGGCCAGACACUAUCUUGCUGCCCGCGCCCAUUCACGAGAGUGAAACGGCGUCGUUCGGGGUGUCCGCGCCGACAACGUCCACAACAGUCGCGCUGGCUGUGGGUGAUGCGCUCGCUAUUGCGGCGGCGCAGGAGCUGCAUCCCAGCGUGUCGAAUGUCUUCUCACGAAAUCACCCUGGAGGGGCAAUCGGCGCCGCCUUCAGGAAACCGCAGACGAUUCUAGAGCUGGCCGUCCCGUGGACCGAUAUCCCCGACUCGGACAUGCUUUGCCCGGAUAGCGUCGGCGCCGACUUAUUCCGGGCUGCUUAUGAUUCUCCUUCGGGAUGGGUACGCGCAGGGAACGACGUGGCAUCCCCAGCCCGGAUCAGGAAACUAGCCACGGAAGACUUCACACGACCUCUGAAAGGCAUUUCAGGGCUGAUGGUGCCGCGAGCCGAGAUGUUGUCUCUGUGUUCGACGUUGACGAUACGUCGGGCCGUGGACUUCGUGAGGAACAUGCAGAUGGCGGCGGACGACGGGGAGUACGUGUGCAGUCCGGACUCGAUCCUCGCAGUGCUGGAUCAAGGGGACAUUGUCGGUGUUUUGGAAGUCGGGAAGCUCUUGGAAUGGAAGGAUUGA